AUGGCGCACCACAAGGUCCUCGUCGCCAACCGAGGCGAGAUCUCAAGUAGAAUCGUUACAGCGGCUGGAGAAGUGGGCAUGUCGACGAUGGUCAUUUAUUCCGAGCAGGACCGUCUGGCUGGUUAUCUCCAAAGGGCCGACGCCUGCUUUCAGAUUGGCGAAUCUGGCGAUUUGGGCCCAUUGGAGGCGUAUCUGGACGGUGCCCGCAUCGUGAACAUUGCAAAGCAGCACCAUGCUGAUCUGGUUCAUCCAGGCUAUGGUUUUCUCUCUGAGAAUGUCGAGUUUGCGGCCCAGGUGCGCGAAGCGGGCCUCACAUUCGUCGGACCGCCUACAGAAAUCAUCAGGAAAAUGGGCGACAAGGUAGCGGCUCGACAGAUUGCUCAGAGUCUUGACAUCCCAACCAUCCCGGGCACCAAUGGCCCAUUGAAGGACCUGCUAGAGGCGUACGAGUUUGCAGAGGAACACGGAUAUCCCGUCGUCGUCAAGGCCAAUUUCGGAGGCGGUGGCCGGGGAAUGCGAGUAAUCCGUCGGAAGGAAGAUAUCGAAGAAGCCAUUGCCGCCAGUCAAUCAGAAGCUCGCGCAGCGUUCGGAAACGGCGCCGUCUACAUGGAACGUUAUCUGUGUCGCCCAAAGCAUAUCGAGCGCAAUCACCAGAAAAUCAUUGAAUUUGCGCCGGCCGCCAACAUUUCGCCUGCCGUGCGGCGGGGCGUUCUGGAUGCUGCCAUUCGGUUGGCAAAGGGAAUAAACUAUGCAACUGUAGAGAAUGCCGGGACCGUCGAAUUCCUAGUCGAGGGCGAACAGCUCUACUUCAUUGAGAUGAACCCUCGCAUUCAAGUCGAGCAUACGGUCACGGAAGAAAUCACUGGAAUCGACAUUGUCAGUGCGCAGCUGCGAAUUGCCUGCGGAGCCACGCUCAAAGAGUUGGGCUUAGCUCAAGACAAGAUUCAUCGCACCGGGUUCGCCGUCCAGUGUCGUGUCAACACGGAAAUUCCCUCACAGGGGUUCCGCCCCGAUUCUGGCACAAUCCGGGGAUGUCGCCUGCCAACCGGCAGAGGCGUGCGCCUUGACCACAGCGAAUGCUUCCUGGGCGCGAGCAUCAGCCCAUACUACGAUUCGCUUCUGGUCAAAUGCAUAUGCUCUGGCGCUGACAUGGCAUCCACUGUGAAACGAGCGAUACGUGCCCUCAAAGAGUUUCAGAUUCUUGGCGUUCAAACCAACAUUGCAUUUCUGGUUCGCCUACUCGAAGAUCCAACGUUUGCCAAGGGCAACUGCUGGACCUCAUUUGUCGAAACCAAGUUCAAGGACAAACGAAACCACCCGGGCUCAGGCGAGAUAUAG
Hirsutella rhossiliensis is the source of this 1338-nucleotide messenger RNA. Its product is annotated as carbamoyl-phosphate synthase L chain, ATP binding domain-containing protein. Lineage: Eukaryota; Fungi; Ascomycota; Sordariomycetes; Hypocreales; Ophiocordycipitaceae. Gene Ontology annotation, molecular function: metal ion binding; ATP binding; pyruvate carboxylase activity. The record is from RefSeq and is a predicted model, not a curated record. The transcript has 13 exons. Gene Ontology annotation, cellular component: cytoplasm. Bases 1 to 1338 code for a protein of 445 amino acids. Gene Ontology annotation, biological process: gluconeogenesis; pyruvate metabolic process.